AGUGCAGCAGGUGAUCGUAAGGCCGAGGUCCUCGGGAAGCAGGCGGCGUCUACGGUCUGGGGUGUCCGCUGCUGAGUGUCACUCCCAGCCCAGUGCAGGCGCAGGCCCAGGCAGCAGAGCAGAGUUGAAUUCAGGCUGGCGUUCGGAAGCUAACUCGGACAUGCACUCGCUACGCCUACGGCUACGGCUACGCCGCCGUUAGAAAGUCUAGCAUUGAAUGAAGGGACCUCUAUCUACGCUAGUUAAAGUUUAACAUAAAUUUUCUUAUCAGCAUUCACAACCUGCAUGGCAUAGGUUUAACCUCUGUUGAUAUAUUCAUCUACUACAUCCAAGAAAAUGCCUCCCAAAGGUCGCAAGAGAGCUUACAAAUUUCCUGAGACUCUUCCAGAGGGCGAGGUCUUGAGAGAUAUACGAAAAAAAGAAUGGAAACUUGGAAAACCCAUUGGACAAGGAGGAUUUGGAAUGAUUUACAGAGCUUCUGAGAAUACUCCUGGUAAAUCCAAAGAUGAUGGAACCUUUGUAAUUAAGAUUGAACCCCAUGAGAAUGGACCCCUUUACACAGAACUCCAUUUCUAUCAGAGAGCUGCUCAAUCAGAGGAAGUCACAAAGUGGCAGAAGCAACAGAAACUAUCUCACCUAGGUGUACCUAAGCUGUGUGGAUUUGGAAGCCAUAACUGUCAAGAAAUCAAAUACAGAUUCCUAGUGAUGCCUUUGUUUGGUGAAGAUAUAUGGAAGAAAUAUCUGGCAUGCAACAAGAAAUUCACACCAGGAGUAGUCUUUGCUUUAACAAUUCAAGUCCUGGAUGCAUUAGAAUACCUCCAUGAAAAGGAUUAUGUUCAUGCUGAUAUCAAGAGUGCCAAUCUGCUACUGGGUUACUCACAAAAAGAUAAGAAUAAGGUGUUCCUUGCUGACUAUGGUUUAGUGAACAGAUACAGGCCUGAUGGUAAACAUAGAGAGUACAAAGAAUUUCCCAAGAAAGGACACAAUGGCACUCCAGAAUUCACAAGCAUUGAUGCUCACUUAGGAGUCUCUCCAUCACGUCGUGGUGACAUACAGAUCCUUGGCUAUGUAAUGCUUCAAUGGCUAUGUACAACGUUACCAUGGGAAAACAAACUCACAGAUCUAGACUACGUCAUGAAACAAAAAAUCAAAUAUUCAAAGGAUGUUCCAGGACUACUCAAGGCUUGUUUCAGUUCUUCAUAUCCAAGUGAACUCAAGACUUUCCUGACCUAUGCCUUUCAGAUGGGAUAUGAUGAGAAACCUGAUUACAAUAAACUAAGAACACUAUGUAGAACUGUCAUCAAGCGUGAAGGAAUUAAAGAAGGAUCUGUCUUUGACUUUGGCUCUCAAUCAUCUGCUGUUCCUGCUGGAUCACCGGUCAUAUCUAAGAAGAGAAAAGCCUCCUCUAAGGAAAGAGAACCUUCUCAGGGGCGUAAGAUGUCAAAGGAUGAUGAACCAGGCCCAUCAGGAGCUGCCUCUAGAGCCCCUCCUAAGAAAAGAAGUGCAUCAGCUAAAGAAUCAGAAAAGUCUCCGACUCAGUCACCGCUCAAAAAGUCGCACCGUGUUACUUCACCCGCAGCACGAAAAAGAACAACAGCAGCUAAGAAAGCAGACCAAAAUGGCGUAUCCACUCCAAGCAGGAGAGUAAGGAAGAUAAAGACAAAGCCAGGUAAGAUGGUAGCUUCAAGUACACAAACAACUCCAGGACUUGAGAAAAGGGCAGCUAGAAGGUGAAACCAAUCCACUUGUAAGACUACACUGACAUAUAAUGUGCCUAAACAAAUGAUGUGCCCAUCUCUGCAUUUAGGAUUUUAAUCCAAUCUGAUCCAGAAGAUAUUUGAUAGAGCUCCUUUUCUAUGCAUUGACACUACUCCCAUCUCCUGUUGAAUUGGGAGGAUUACAAUGAAAAGACACUGAAUUUGACUCCUGUUAAGAGUACCCCAGUUAAGUUACCAUGUACAUAGAUAAAUAGGCCUACAGUGACAUGAAAUGGUGAGUUUGUAAAGGUAGACAACAUAGAAUAUUUUGCUGGAUAAAAUUGUCAGAUUAAAUUAGGCUUAACACAAAUUAAGGGAAUACAUUGUAGACUUAUAUUGAAACCAGAUAUUAAAAUCGUCUUGAUAACACAAAGUUAAACUGAUUAUUCAUCAUUAUAUUUAUUUGUUUUUUUAUUCAACUUGAUUGCAUCCAAACCUACUUUAGUGAUCUAAUGUCUAUAGAAACUGUAUUAUUGUUUUUUAACUUAAUGCCGUCACACAUUGGUCAAUUUGUUGAAUAAACAGGUCAAUAUAGAUCACCUGCCUAUAAUGAACAAUCAUCUUUUUUUCCCUAGAAUAAUCUCUUUACAAAGGUUUCAUUAAAGAAAAUAUUUUUUAAAGCAACAAUUUCAACAUCCUAGGGACCACUGUCUAAUCUUCUCAUGUAUUAAUCUUGAAUGUAGUAGAAUGUGUAGUUGUUGUAGCUUAUAUUAUCUGGAAUCAGAGCUCAUGUGAUUAUUGACAAAUAUAAUGCAAUGAGACUUUGAUUUUACAUUAACAAAUUUCAGAAUGAAUAAACCCUAUUCAUUGUCAUGUAGCUGUCAUAUGGCUCUUUGUUAGCUGUGUCGCUGCAAUGGUGUGGUCCAUAGCCCAUCAUUUAUGGCUUGAUGUACUAGUAUAUCAUUUCUUGGGACCACAAAAAUAUAUUCGACUUCACAGAAAUUAGAACAUGUGAAUCAAACAUGCUUUGUAUGUAUUGGUCUGAGAAAUUGUAUUGACUAGUAAUAUUUGAUUUUGAUUUAAAAUCUGGACUUGUGCAGACUUCACUGUUUAUUCUUUUAAAUGUUGCAUUUAGAUAUUAAAUUUAUGAAUAUCAUUUGAUUUUGAAAAUAGAUUUUACUCAAUAUGCCAUAUAUGAUGCAACUAAAUUAAAGCAACAGUAUAAUGUCUAGCCUGCUAUGUCGAUGGGGAUGUCAAAAAAAAAUUCUUUCCAGAUUCUGAUGUCUUAGUGGUCAGAAUCAGUUAUUCCGAUAGAUGUCGGACAAGAACACUUUUUUAGAUAAUAAGAGUAACGAAAAAAAAAUUGAUUUUCAUGUUCCCAACUUAAGUUCUAUCUGUAUUAAAGCAUUAAGCAACACUGACGUCUAUACAAAUAAUCAUUGCCAAGAGGUUUGAAUUUGAAUAUCAAUAGUAAAUGAGAAAGACAAGCUUCUGUAUUUUUAGAAUCCUCGAUUAGACAAAGGCAUAAUGAAAAUAUAUGUAGCAUAAUCAAGUUCUGAUAUGAAAUACUUGUAUAUUAUAAACUAUCAUAAAUGUACAUAAUGAACUUGUCAAAACACUCAGAUGGCAUUUUGAAGUAUUGUAAGCUGUUCAAGAAGUAUAGUCUUCUUAUUUCUACUGCAAGAUAUAUAAGUUAUUUAUUGUCUUUUGUUGAUCUGUGUUCUUAAUUAAGAGACAUGACAAAUGACCCGGUUUAGGCUCUUGUAAUUGCGUUCAAAUUAUAUUCUGAUUUUGUAGUGGCUGUUGUUUGUUCAGGGUUACAGUUGUUGGUCUCUGAACAGACUUUGUUACCUUUUAUUUGUGUGAAUGGAUAAGUAAAAACACUGCUUUCAUGCUUCACAAGAUGUUAACAAAUUAAUUUGUCUGAAAUAAAGUAAAUAAUAUUUUUAGUUUGGCAACAGUAAAAUGUUCAGAAUCUCUUUAAGAUUUUAUUUUGUAUUUUAUCAUUGAUUUCCAAUUAUUGUUAAAUUCUUGUGUCUAUUUUUCUUAAUUGCAAGUUUGUUGAAUUUAUUAAGGACUACUGAGAUGAUUUCCUCUUAUAAAAUGAUAUUAAGAAAUAUCCAUGUACCUCUAUUGUUCAAUAGAUGUGGUACAUUAUAUUUCUGAAGGGGAACUGGGUUGAUGUUAUGUUUGAAAUACAUUCCAUGGACUAUAAUUUGCUUAUUGAUUGAUAUAUUCUGAAGAAAGAAUUGUUACUUGCAUCCCCUCUCUAUGGGUUUUUUUUUUCCCCAUGUAUCUUCCUCUGUUCCUUGCCCUUACACAUGCCUGCCCCGUCUCACUCUAAGCUUUUAGCCAGCUCAUCCGGCCCGAAGGGCCAGAUGAGCUUGUGGCGUGGUGUCCGUCGUCCGUCCACAAUUUCAAAAUGUUUGUUCUUCGUCAUUUCAAGUCCGACUUCAAUUCUGUUUGCUUUAUAUGAUUGCACGAGGUUGGGGAUUCAAAACUUAUACACAGAAUUGUAAUACUUAUUAAAUAUGCGGAUUUAUGCACUUUUUCAAAAUUCACAAAAAUUCUUUUUAUUUAUUGACUGAUUUUGAUUUUUUUCUUCCAUCUGGUAGAGCUGCAUGAGGUUUACCAAACUUGUGCACAGAAUUUUGAAAUUUUGACUAGAAAAUUAUUCAUGCUAAUUCAUGCAAAAUUUAUUCAUAAUCACAAAAACUGCUUCUUCUUUAUUGGUUGACCAAUUUUGAUUCUUUUUUUCAUCCAUCUGGUAGAGCUACAUGAGGGUCACCAAAUUUCCACACAGAAUUUUUUAAUUUUGACUAGAAAAUUAUUUAUGCUAAUUUAUGCAAAAUUUAUUCAUAAAUCACAAAAAAUGUUUUUUUUUCUCUGUCAUUUGUUGAUCAAUUCCAAUUUUGUUUGCUUUAUAUGAUAGCUUGAGGUGGGGAUACAAAAUUUCAACACAGAGUUUUGACAAUCAUUAAAUAUGCUUAUUUAUGCAUAUUUUUCAAAAACUCACAAAAAAUUACUUAUUCAUUUGUUGGCUGAUUUAAUUUGUUUUGGUUCCAUCUGAGAGCUGCAUGAGGUUCACCAAGGUUCUACACAGAAUUAAAAAAAUUUGACUAGAAAAUUAUUUAUGCUAAUUUAUACAAAAUUUAUUCAUAAAUCAUAAAAAAGGCUUCUUCUAUGUUAUUUCUUAAUCAAUUUCAAUUCUGUUUCCUCAAUUUAUGUCACCAAUAUAAUUCACUACAGUGUCAACUGGGCUGAAAUUAAAAAUUGUGUUAGAUUUCAUUGCGAGAUGCCAGAUGAGCUCCACAUCAUUGAUGUGCUAGUUAUUUCUCUUGCUGUUUUCAGCCACCGCAAUUUGAUAAAUUUUUUUCUCUUGAAAAGAACGAUGAGUUCAACAAAGUUGAAUGAAGUGUACUACAAAUGAAGUGUACUUGCCAUUGUUUCCAAGAUUUUGAAAUGAAUGAAAGAUUUAUUUUAUUGGUGUUAAACAGCUUAGUAUGUAACUGGUUAUGAAAACGAUAUCAAUUUAUAGUAUUAUUUGAUAUGGAUGUAGAAUAUUUUUGGAUCAAGUUUAUGUAUGAAGUUGUGUUGUACUGUUUGAUAAUGAGAGAUAAACUGUUCUUGCACUUUUAAUGUAAAUAAAGUUUUGUAAAAGUAUA
Messenger RNA from Lytechinus pictus (painted urchin), 5362 nucleotides. RefSeq names its product serine/threonine-protein kinase VRK1-like. Gene Ontology annotation, biological process: signal transduction; peptidyl-serine phosphorylation. Bases 337 to 1734 code for a protein of 465 amino acids. Gene Ontology annotation, cellular component: nucleus; cytoplasm. NCBI's taxonomy places the organism in Eukaryota, Metazoa, Echinodermata, Echinoidea, Temnopleuroida, Toxopneustidae. The record is from RefSeq and is a predicted model, not a curated record. The transcript is spliced from 13 exons. Gene Ontology annotation, molecular function: protein serine/threonine kinase activity; ATP binding.